This is a messenger RNA of Ornithorhynchus anatinus (platypus), 960 nucleotides long. RefSeq names its product vomeronasal 1 receptor ornAnaV1R3189. The coding region runs from base 1 to 960 and encodes 319 amino acids. Gene Ontology annotation, molecular function: pheromone receptor activity. Gene Ontology annotation, cellular component: membrane. Gene Ontology annotation, biological process: G protein-coupled receptor signaling pathway. Lineage: Eukaryota; Metazoa; Chordata; Mammalia; Monotremata; Ornithorhynchidae. The record is from RefSeq and is marked inferred. The transcript has a single exon.
AUGAACACCACUGAGAUCUCUUUUGGGAUCGUGAUGCUAUUCCAGGUCAUCCUUGGGGUCUCAGUGAAUGUGUUCCUCCUUUUAUUUUAUACCCGCAUGGUUUCCACCAGCCCCAAGAUCAGCUCCUCCGACUUGAUCCUCGGUCACUUAGCCUUGGCCAACACCAUAAUUCUCCUGACCAAUGCAACCCCAGAGACCAUGUCUGCUUGGGGCCUGAGAAACUUCCUGGGAAAUGUUGGAUGUAAAAUCUUCUUUUAUCUUUAUCGAGUGGCACGGGGUCUGGCCAUCUGCACCACCUGCCUCUUGAGUGUCUUCCAAGCCAUCACCAUCAGUCCUGGCACCUCCCAAUGGGCAGGCAUCAAAGCUAAAUUACCCAAAUGCAUACUCCCUUCCUGUGUCCUCUCUUGGAUUAUUAAUCUUCUCACAGAGUUUGAUACAGUGAUGAACAUGACAGGCCCUCAGAAUGGCAGCACAGUUAGAAUCAUUUUGGACCUCAAAUAUUGCUCUAAAGUCAGCAAAAGUGAAGAAAUCGCCCUGGUCAUUGCGACUGUGCGUUCCCUCCGGGAUCUCUCCAUCGUGGGGCUCAUGAGCCUGGCCAGCAUCUACAUAGUAUUUCUCUUGCACAGACACCACAGGCAGGUCCAGCACCUUCAUGGACCCAGACACUCUCAAAGGGUGAUGCCUGAGGUCAGAGCGGCAAAGAGAGUCGUUGUCCUGGCUACUCUUUAUGUCCUCCUCUAUGGACGACAGACAAUCAUGCUAAGUAUUUUGCUAAACAUGAAAGAAAGUGCUCCUCUACUGGUCAGCAGUCACAUGAUUUGGUCACCCACCUUCUCAGUCAUUAGUCCAUUCUUGAUGAUUCAGAGUGACAGGAGACUGAAAAUCUUCGGGAAAACAGAAUCUCCUAGGGUUCCAAGGAAGCUUUCUGUCCACCCACUCAAACCUACUGGGGUAAGAUGA